GCAUAGCAGGGGCCAUAAUACUAGUAUCGUAUAAAAGGGAAGCAGCAAAAUGAAAUUAGGGGUUCUCUAAACCCCAAAAUCAGAAUCCUAUUCGCCCUUGCUCGUCAGUCAUCACUCCUUCAUCGAAACGAAACGAACAUGGGGUACGUUUAUCGAUUCUUCCUUCCGACACGGUACAGUAACACGAGAGUUAUGAAAUCUGUUGGCAACCUCAACGACCUUACAUCUCCUCCCCCUCGUGGAAUACUCUAUCAGACAAGUUGUAUUGAGGCCAAGACAAAAUCAGAGGGUUUGGAUGACGAGAAGACAUCUUCUUCGUUAGCAUCUUGCAUGGAAGAGAUUACAAAACAUGUGGAGUUAUUGAAACAGGAACUUGAGAAACCCUAUACCUCAGCACAUUGCUUAAAAUGGGCGGAUCUAUUGUUUUCUUACAAGCUAUGUUUUUGGAGGAUCAAAUGAUUAAUGGAUAAGGAUUACAAGUGGCAAAGUAACCUUAGUAAGGUUGGGUUAGUCUAAAAGUAACCAUGGUUUAGUUAAUGGUUUAGCUUUAUAAUAACGUGAGAGGUUUGGGGAGAGAUCUAUCGAGAAAUUAGAGAGUUGUUGCAGAGAGAGAGUCUCAUGGUUCCUUUCUUUGUAAACCAUUUCUGAUCAAUAAGAACGUAUUUCAUCUUUGAUUAUCAGUAUUGUUACUUUUGAGAUCCAAAUCAUAACAAAUUGGUAUCAGAGCCGUCGAUUCCGGAGACCCAUGUCGACAAAAGUUGAAAUCGAUGAAGUGCAGGAACGUCUGCAACAUGGCGUGAGGAGGACCGUUGGUUGCGGAGCAACAACUGGAAAGGGACAGAGUGAAGUUCCCGAGGCCAGAUAUGGUUGUCCGAGAGCGGUGGAGCAGAUCCUCAUACCAGGAGCAGAUGGAGAAGCGCUUGAUCGAAAUCGCUUUGGCGAGUGGUACCUCCAUGGAGGAGAUAGAAGAGAUACAAGCUAUGACGAACUAUGACAGGCCAGUGAGGACGCUGGAGGAGGAAAGGAGGGCUCGGCUGGAAAUGCUGGAAGAGUGCCGUCAAAUGCUUGAUCGAUGGGAUGAAGAAGAUGAAGCGAAGAAAUCACUGGAGGAAGAGACGAUGGCUGCAGAAGACUCGAAUCUGGGUCAUAUUGAAGGAUCCUUGAAGAGUUUCUGUCUACCGUUGGUGAAACUUGUAGAUGAUCAUCAAGUGGUUUCGCAGGAGACGCACAAUGGUGAAACCUUUAUUUGUUGGGAUCAAAAAGUGGAGCCGUACUUUGAGAGGGGUAAAGAUGCAAGAGAGGAGUUGCUUGAGACCAAGAAGGAGAAGUAUGCCCACCAUGUGUUCGAUCAAAUGGUUGAGGGAGGUGUAAGAGUAACAAGGAAGAGAAAGAGAUGGAAAAAAACUUUUCUAGAUAUUGAAAAGCAUUUGGAUGAUACUUUGAGCGAAAAGGAUAAUGAUAACUUUGAGACACUGGGAAUACAAAUGGAGAAAAUAUCUAAGAGACGAAGGAAGAGUUUGUUGGAGUGGUGUAACAGAGUAAGCUCUUGUCAAUUGGUGCACAUCCGUCAAAGAGUUGACAGGAAAUGGCUGCUCAUGUUCAUAAAGAAGAAGAGGAAGAGGAAGAGGAAGAGGAAGAGGAAGAAGAAGAAGAAGAAGAGAAUGACAAAAAUUGCAAAGAAUUAUGGAUAUAACGACAGGUCAGAACGAUGCAAGAAGGCUAAAGGAGGCUUGCUGAGUGUAAUGGCGAGAUGGUUGCAUCACCAUGUGGAAGGAACUGCUGAGAAAGUGAACAAAGUGACAAGUAUAGCGAUAGAGAUAUCUGGUCAGCUUACUGGACAGAGCUUGCUGUAGCUAAAAGUUACAGUGAAAAAGCAGAAGAGUAAAAGGCUGCAGCAGCAUAGGAAGAAGCGUAUCAAGUCUAUCAAGAAUGAGGAUCACUGCUGGAGUAUGAGAAAAGGGAAGAGGGAGUAUGAGAUGAAGAGAAGCAAGCUUGAAUUAGAGAAACUGAAGCUGAUGCAGAAACAUAAUAAAGCUCUGAAGAAACUAAGGAAAUGGAUGAAGCAUAAGUUCAAGCAGAAAAAUAAGAAGGGAAGUAUCAAGCUAGAUGGUGCAGUGAUGAAGAUUAAGAAACUGUUAGCUGCCACAAUGACAGAGAGAGCAGAGCUGAGGUUUGAGUGUACGGUUCAGGGAAAGCUUCUCUCACUCUUUAAGAUAGGAUGGACGAAGAUCUUGUGGAAUUGGAAGAAGCAUAAGAUCAUUUACAUGCGACAGAAUAUUAAGGGUAUCAUGACUGCAACGUUUGGUGAUCGUAAGGUGAGUUUGAGAGAUGCAAGAAUGGGGUAUAAGGUGACAAAGUUCAAGCACGAGCUAGAGACUGAGCAACUGCUGCAGGGACGUAAGAAUGGGCUGAAGAAGCUUGCGACAUGGAUGAGGCGUAAGCUCACACUCAGUCACAGCUUUGAGUGCAAUCAUCCCAUAAAUCUCUUAAAAGCAUGGAGUGAGCAAUCAAAGAAGAGACCUUCAGGUAACUAUAUUGCUGUGAUGUGGAACUUAAAGCGAGAACCUGAUCUGUCUCGGAAGCAACGUAGGUACAAGCAAAGGUACAACAAGAGUCAGUGGCUGCAUAUGGUGGAGAAAAUGAUCACUAAAAUUUAUGUUGAGAAACCAGUGUAUCUACGCCUACAGAGAAAUGGAGGAUCUGAACAUGUGAUUAGUUGCCAAUGGGAUCCAGGUGGAGCAGGUUCUGGUCAAGAAGAUAAGAUAAAGAGAGUUGGCACUGCUGACGGCACCCUGUUGGGUCAUUACCAGGAAACGAGGCUGAUAAGAUCCACCAUUCAAACUAUAAAAGCUACAGAUCGUGGUACAAAGGGGAGGGUCAUUGAGAUUCUGUUGUUUGAGAUCUUGAUGAAAGUGAGUUCUGAAAUUCAGAAGGGAGGUGGAAACGACUUCAGGGUUAUGGAAAUGGACAAGGUCAUAGAAGCUGUCAUGAGCUCUGAUAGUUGGAUGAGAGGUAGAUUGAUUCCUAUCAUGAACAGCAUAGACACAAUCAAGGAGACUAGCAGGGACGAGUUCAGGAUGGGAACAUUUGAGAAACACAAGUCCAGGAUCUUCCCAUGCAACUGGUUGCAUUCACCAAGACCACCGGAGUUGCUACUUUGCUCAGUAUAUCAGUUUGCCAUUCAGGACUGUAGAAAUGUGACUUUGUUGAUCACAGUAGUUGAGGAAGAUUAAAGAGAGAUUCCACAAUAUGAAAGCGUGAAGUUGAGGUCAGAUUAUAAGACAGCUGACAAGCCUGAAGAGAUAUUACGGGUGACAGCACAUUGUGAAGGGGAGACUGAUGGGCUGAAGUUUCCAGAGGGAUUAUCAUUGCAGUAUUUGCAACACUUUGUAAGUCAGAUAGAGAUGGUGAUGGGAUGCAAAACUAGAAACAAGGGACGUAGGGUGUGGAAGCCACCGCUUGUUCCGGAAAUGAUUGAAGUAAAAGCUCAGAUACUAUACGAGGUGUUGCUUAGCUUGUAAGGGCAGUAGUGGUCAAGCUGGGAAUGUCAUAACAGGAACCACAGUCAGGAGGGGUUGCACUGAGAUGGUCUUUGAGGGUCUGAAGAUCAUCACCUUGAGGACAAGGUGAGUUUUAAAGGCGGGAGUAUUGAUACAAGCUAUGUUCUUGGAGGAUCAAAUGAUUAAUGGAUAAGGAUUACAAGUGGCAAAGUAACCUUAGUAAGGUUGGGUUAGUCUAAAAGUAACCAUGGUUUAGUUAAUGGUUUAGCUUUAUAAUAACGUUGGAGGUUUGGGGAGAGAUCUAUCGAGAAAUUAGAGAGUUGUUGCAGAGAGAGAGUCUCAUGGUUCCUUUCUUUGUAAACCAUUUCUGAUCAAUAAGAACGUAUUUCAUCUUUGAUUAUCAGUAUUGUUACUUUUGAGAUCUAAAUCGUAACAUUUUCUUGGAUACCAAAGACGGGCGCUCUUCCUCCCUAUGAAGAAGUAUCUGGUGAAGGUUAGUCAGUGGCCCUUUCAAGAGGCCGUGCUUAUUACAUGGCUGCCUAUGACAUAAAAGGAAAAGAACUAACCAGCAAACAACUCCUCGAUGGUGUUCCUCGGAAGCAUCUAAUGAGUUCAGGUGGAAUUGAUCGACUCGAAAGCGCAAAGGACUUUAUGGUCUCUAACGACUAUGUCAAGUACAUGGUUGCCCAUAGGCGUCCUUCACAUCCUGAUGAGUUUGCUGGUUACGAGAUCCUGCUUGAGAAGCUGCUAGCCAGAGGCCCUGUUGUUGUGGUGUUCGAUAUUCUUCCAGGGUACCAAGAUUAUGAUGGAAAAGGUAUAACACUCCCGAUAAGACGGCAUGUCAAGUAGCUAUGUUUGAGAUAUUCAAGCAGCACAGCGUUGUUGUCACCGGGUGUGGGGUUGGGUUGGUCGAAGGAAACCUGAUUGAGUUCUGGCAAACCCAUGAUUCCCAGGACCCUACAUGGGGUGUGAACGGGUUUGGCCAGUUGGCUCGUCGGAAUGGUCUGAUCGUAGCAGCGGUUGAGUUUCAGUUUUGAUCAAGUACCACCAAAAGAGCACAAGUAAACGGAGGAUGAGAGAAGCCUGGCUCUUGAAACUUUUUUAUAUUUUGUCAUAAUCACCUUUGGGUUAUAAACAACGUUCUGUUGUUGUUUUACUCUUAAGAUUCCAAGGCUUUUGAUGUGUAAAAAGUUUAAAACUGUUGCUUCUUUUCUUGA
This is a messenger RNA of Brassica oleracea var. oleracea, 4717 nucleotides long. RefSeq lists its product as uncharacterized. Lineage: Eukaryota; Viridiplantae; Streptophyta; Magnoliopsida; Brassicales; Brassicaceae. The coding region runs from base 864 to 1853 and encodes 329 amino acids. The transcript has 6 exons. The record is from RefSeq and is a predicted model, not a curated record.